AUGCCACCUAGGGCUUCAACAUUAGUAGCAAAACCUGCUGCUGCAAAAUCCACAAGUUGGGAAAAGGGUGCUAAGGUUUUAUUUAAUCAUCCUGUUCACUCAUGGGUUAUAGGUAAUAUUAAGGAUAUUGAUGAAAAGAAGCAAACAAACAAAAUUCCAACGCCUUACCUUUGCUCAUCGCAAGGUGUUGAAGAUGCCUGGGUUACCGAAAGUGAUCUCAACAUGUACAAAGAAGAUAUAUUAACUGCAGUGAAUGAUGACUUGCUGGAUUUGAUUGAACUUAACGAAUCAUCAUUGCUGUAUUGUGUUCAAAACCGUUUCAAGGAAGACAAAAUUUAUACAUUUAUUGGAGGUCUUAUCAUCUCCCUCAAUCCGUUCAAGUGGACCAUCCCAUACUGUAAGGAUGAAUUCAUGAUUAAUUACGUCGAGAGAAAGAAGGGCUUAAAUCCACAUUGUUGGCAAAUUGCCGACCGAGCCUACAGAGCAAUGAAAGGAGGGGAAGGAAAUCAAACCUUGCUAAUUUCAGGUGAAAGUGGUGCUGGUAAAACUGAGGCCUGUAAAUCUGUUAUCAAAUAUUUAUGUAAACUUUCAUCAACAAUGACAAACGAUCCUAAUGUUAAGAGUGUGGCGGAUGGGAUGAGUUCUAAAAUUCAACAAGCUUCUCCAAUUCUAGAAGCUUUUGGUAACGCUAAAACAAAGAACAAUGAUAACUCUUCUAGAUUUGGUAAAUUUAUUAAACUUCAAUUUGACUCACAUGGUAUCAUUAAGGGUGCCGUCACAGAAAACUACUUGUUGGAAAAAUCCCGUUUAAUGAAGCAGGGACCUAAUGAAAGAUCAUAUCACAUUUUCUAUCAAAUGCUUGCUGGUAUGGAUGAAGCAAAAAAGAAGGAACUCUUCUUAACUAAAGCUCAAGAUUAUGACAGUAUCAUGAAAGGAAAUUGUUUCAAAGUGGACACUAUUGACGAUGUUUCUGAUUUUCAUGCCAUGGUAAACGCCUUUAAGGUCAUUGGGUUUGAGGAUGAGAUUAGAGAUACUGUUUUUAAAGUGUGUGCUGCAAUUUUACAUCUUCAAAAUAUCAAAUUUGUCAAAAUUCCAAAUGAAGACACUGGAUCAACCUUGGAAAAUGAUGAGCCUCUCAAGAAAGCUUGUACAUUGUUACAAAUUGAACCUGCUGCUUUGAAGAAGGCCUUAACAGUCAAGACUUAUGCUGUCAUGGCUAAAAUUUUCGAGUCUCCACUCACCCCAGAAGCUGCCUCUGAUUCGAGAGAUGCCUUAUCCAAAAAUUUAUAUUCUAAUAUGUUUGAUUGGUUGGUUGCAAAAAUUAACGACAAUACCAACUCUAAUGAUUACACCAGCUUUAUUGGCUUGUUGGAUAUCUUUGGGUUUGAAAAGUUUGAAUUCAACACAUUCGAACAAUUUUGUAUCAAUUUUGCCAAUGAAGCACUUCAAGCUCACUACAACUCUUACACAUUUAAAAGAGAUAAGAAGGAAUGUGAAAAUGAAGGAAUCGAUGUCACAGAAGUCACCUUUAAGGAUAAUCAACCUUGUCUCGAUAUGAUUCAAGGUUCAAAGUCUGGUAUUUUGAAGGUACUUGACGACCAAAGUGCACUUCAGUCAGCAACAGAUCAGAAAUUUUUUGAAAUGAUUACUCAAACUUACAAAUCACACGAGUACUUUAUUCAUGCACCAUUGUGGAAAGAAGAAUUCGCAGUCAAGCACUAUGCUGGAGAAGUUAAAUAUAAUAUUAAGGAUUGGAUUGAAAAAAAUAAGGAUAUUUUGAGAGAUGACAUUAUUGAUAUCAUUAGUCAAAGUAAGAUUGAGUUUGUUGCAAAGACUAUUUGUCCAGAAAAGAAGGAUUUCACUUCCAAUAAGAAGGACAAGAAACCAUCUACCGUAACUGGAUCUUUCAAGAAGCAAUUGAUCGAAUUGCUAGACUUGAUUAAUAGUACCUCUCCACAUUGGAUCAGAACCAUCAAACCUCACCCUGCUAAGAAACCUGGAUUGUUCAGCAAUGCAGAAGUUGUCAAACAAUUGAACUCGUCUGGUGUUUUGGAAACUAUUAGAAUUAGAAAGGAAGGUUACAGUGUGAGAAUUCCUCAUGAACUCUUCUUUAAUAAGUAUAAUGUUAUUAUUGGAGAGGGAUCCAGUACUGAUUUUAAGAGUUCAUCAGAAAAGAUUAUUUCUUCUUUAAGUCUUGGAAAGGACAAGGUCCAAGUCGGUAAGACUAAGGUAUUUUUAAAGUCGGAUACUUACAAAAUGUUAGAAUCAGCAAGAAACAAAAAGCUUGAAAAGUACAUUAUAAAAAUGCAAAGAGUUGGCAGAGGUUUCCUUGGAAGAUGUGUCGCUAGAAAGAUUAGAGAACAGAUUAGAAUUAAGAAAGAGAAGGAAGAAUACGAGAAGAAUAAGGAAAUCUUUGAGAGAAUCUUGCAAGACAAGAAGGAAAGAGAAAAGAUAGAACAAGAAAAGAGAGAAAAGGAGGAAAAAGAGCGAAGAGAAAGAGAAGAAAAAGAAAGAGAAGAAAGAGAACGAAUUGAAAAACUUCGUGUGGAGCAAGAAAAGAUUGAAAGAGAAAAGAGAGAAGCUAAGGAGUUGGAAAAGAGAAAGCUCGAAAUCCUUAAAGCCAAGCAAAAGGAAAGAAUGCUUGAACUCCAAAGAAUUGAAAGAGAAAAAUUAGAAAAGGAAAGAGCAGAGAAGGAGCAACAAGAAAAGGAACGUAUCAAGAUGGAGGAAGAACGAAAGGCUCUCCUCAAAGAAGAGCUCGAGAGAAGAAAGGCCAGUCUUAUUGAACGAGAAAAUCAAAGAUUGGCAGUUGAGAAACAACAACGUAUCCAAGAAAGAAGGGAACAAAUGGAGGCAAGAAGAAGAGAAAAGGAAAGAGUUGAACUUGAAGCAGAAAAGAGAAAACAAUCUGCUGUUGAAAAACUCGAUCUUGAGAAAAAAUCCAAGCAACAAAAGGAUCAAGAUCUUCUCCGAGUAGCAGAAACUGCUCGUAUCAAGUUAGAGCAAGAGAGACUUGAUUGGGAAAAGAAACAAUGGGAAAGUAUUAUGCAAGAAAUUUUAAGGGAAGAGCAACAAAAACUCUUUAAGAAGGAGCUGGAGAAGCAAAAGCUCAGAAAGGUUGAAGAAUCUGAAAAAGUCAAGCAACAACAACAUCUCAAGAAGGCUGUCUUAAUGUAUGAUAGAGAAAAGAAAGCAAUUGCUAGAAAGGCAUUGAUAAGAGCAGAAAAAGAUGAUAUGAUCCAAUGUAAAAAAGAGUAUUUGGAGCAACAAAAGAGAAAACUCCUCCAAAAGAAGCAAGAAGAAGAGGUUCAAGUCAUCGAAAAGCAAGCUCACUUGCAAUGGGAGGUUGAUAAGGAAAAGAGAAGAGAAGAAAUUAGAAAGACAUUGCUUCAAAAGAUUAGAAAUGAAAAAUCGAGAGAAAUAUGGAGAGAAGUUGAUAAUGAAAAGAAGGAAAGAUCUAAGCGUUUAGAAUACGAAAGACAAAUGUGGGAAAUGGAAAGACAACUUCAAAUCGAAUCGGAGGAUUUGAACAAGAAAUUCCAAAAUACCAAACUGGAACAAAAAGCUCAAUUGCAACAAGAUUAUCUUGUUAAUAAGAAGGAACAAGAAGAGUAUGAAUACCAACUUCAAAAACUCAAACAAAAGAUUACCGGUGUAUUCUCUGCUGGACCAAUGAAUGUAUCUAGUUCAAGCAUGGAUAUGAGCAAGUCUUUGGUUGACGGAAUACCAGUAAUGUCACCAAGAUCACCUGGAUUAAACACAUCCUCAUUGACAGCCUCACCACUUGAUAACAUCUCUUUCAGUAGAGACACCCCCAGUCCUAUCCAAAAGGCAAGACCAAUGAGUUCUCAAACACCUGGAUCAGCAAGUAAUAAUAAUAGAAUACCUGUUAAAAAGGGUUUAUUCUCUAAGUUGUACUAA
Molecule: messenger RNA, 3921 nt
Organism: Naegleria gruberi
Lineage: Eukaryota; Heterolobosea; Eutetramitea; Acrasida; Naegleriidae
Product: myosin
Exons: 3
Coding region: 1-3921 (1306 amino acids)
Biological process (GO): actin filament organization; vesicle transport along actin filament
Cellular component (GO): actin cytoskeleton; vesicle; cytoplasm
Molecular function (GO): actin filament binding; ATP binding; microfilament motor activity
Source: RefSeq, a predicted model, not a curated record